Molecule: messenger RNA, 1632 nt
Organism: Strigops habroptila (Kakapo)
Lineage: Eukaryota; Metazoa; Chordata; Aves; Psittaciformes; Psittacidae
Product: zinc finger protein 821-like
Exons: 7
Coding region: 135-1370 (411 amino acids)
Biological process (GO): regulation of transcription by RNA polymerase II
Cellular component (GO): nucleus; chromosome
Molecular function (GO): DNA-binding transcription factor activity, RNA polymerase II-specific; RNA polymerase II cis-regulatory region sequence-specific DNA binding; chromatin insulator sequence binding
Source: RefSeq, a predicted model, not a curated record
GCGUGCGAGACCUGUAACCGGCGCGAAUGAUCCCCCGCGGGCGGCCGGGAGCUGCGGGCUGGGACGGAUCCAUGAACAACAGGUGAGCCCUCUGCUGAGGGAAGGAACACUCUGUGCUCCCAGGUCAGGGAAACAUGUCCCGUCGGAAACAGACCACUCCUAACAAAGUUCACUGGGAGCAAGUCUUUGCAGGGCUGGAGGAGCAAGCCCGCCAAGCCAUAAUGAAAAACAACUUUCCUGGAGCUCUUGGGGACCAAAGGCCAGCAAUUCAUCCACUGCAAGACCCCGACUCCAGCAGCAGUGGCAGUGAUGAUGAGGAAACCACCCAGGAUGAAGUUUCUUCCCAUACAUCUGAGGAGGAUGGCUCAAUGGUGAAAGUGAAGAACGAGUUAGAGAAUGCUGAACAACCUGUGGCUGGAGCCCCACUGAUGAGAGGAAAUGAGGUGCCUGAGAGUUUGAAUGCUGACCCUAUGCUGGGACUGUCACAGUGCCCCCUCUGCCAGCUGGAGUGUGGAAGCAGAGAGCAGCUCAUCACUCACGUAUACCAGCACACUGCAGCUGUGGUGAGCGCUAAGAGCUACAUGUGUCCUGUAUGUGGCAGAGCCCUCAGCUCACCAGGAUCCCUUGGGCGACAUCUCCUGAUCCACUCAGAGGACCAGCUGUCCAACUGUGCAGUGUGUGGAGCAUGCUUCACCAGCCACGCCACAUUCAACAGUGCGAAGCUGCCGGAGGUGCUCGGCGCAGAUCGGCUGCCGGCACCACAGAGCCGGGGCCCCUCCAGUGCUGAGGGGAAAGACAUUGCCUUUCACCCCCCUGUGUACCCUGCAGCCAUUCUCUUGGUGUGCAACAACUGUGUGGCUUACCGCAAGCUGCUGGAGGCACAGGUGCCCGGCACGCGGAAGUGGGCACUCCGGCGGCAGAACGAGCCCCUGGAAGUGCGGCUGCAGCGGCUGGAGCGGGAGCGCACGGCCAAGAAGAGCCGGCGGGACAAUGAGACACCUGAAGAACGGGAAGUGAGACGUAUGCGGGAUCGGGAAGCCAAGCGCUUGCAGCGCAUGCAGGAGACGGAUGAGCAGCGGGCGCGGCGGCUGCAGAGAGACCGGGAAGCUAUGAGACUGAAACGCGCCAAUGAGACCCCAGAGAAACGACAGGCCCGGCUCAUCCGGGAGCGCGAGGCCAAGAAGCUCAAACGACGUCUGGAGAAAAUGGACAUGAUGCUCCAGGCACAGUUUGGCCAAGAUCCCUCUGCCAUGGCUGCUUUGGCAGCCGAAAUGAACUUUUUCCGGCUACCAGUGAGCAGUGUGGAGCUGGAGAGCCAGCUGCUGGGCAAAAUGACCUUUGAGGAGCAGAGCAACAGCGCACUGCAUUAAGCUACAGCCAAGAACUGUGCCACCUCUGCUGCACCUGCCACACGUGCAUUGGCAGGCUUCUCCACUCAGGAGGCUGCUGCAUGUCCCUGUCUGACUCCCUGACAGACAGUUCUGGUUUUCUCCUGAACAUAGGAGGAGAACAGAGCUGAGAGGUCCCUGCCAAAGCAGCCCUGGUGGGAGCAGAUUCUGAGGAUACGUCUAUGCUCUAGGGGCCAAGUCACAGCAUGUGAACAGAAGGAAAAUAAAUUAAUGCUCAUGUUUA